ACAAGCGACAAUAUGGCACACUCCACACAAGCGAGUGUAGAAUCACAGUUUCGACUGUUGCAGACAUCGUUGCGAGCAACUGAGGUGGAUCUGACACCACGCAACUACAAGGAGUUUGGCCCAUGCAGAUUGGGAACUGCGCCCGCCGGCAGCCACAUAGUUGUACAGAUUGUGCGCGGAGAGCAGGAGGAUGUGAUAUGGCAUCAUGGCAUCUACCUUGGGGACUACAUGGCAGCGCACAUGCACCCAGAUGGCAACAUCAGCAUAGUCACCAUUGAGAAGUUUAUGGGUAUGGAGCGUGGGGCACCACGCGGCGACUAUGUGGGAAAAGCAGGCAUUGUGGAGUACGCUGGUGACAAUGACACCCUGCGCAACAAGACCUGCAUCUUUGCACGCUGGGCUGCAGCUGACAAGGACGGGCAGCAAAUAGUGUACAAUGCCCUGAGCAGCAACUGCGAAUGGUUUGCAACCUUGGCACGCACGGGCAGGGGAUCCUCUGAGCAGGUGGACAGAGUGGUGCGUGUUGUUGCAAGACUACUCUCCAAUGUGGCAGUUGCAAUGGUUGAGUAUGGCAAGAGUCUGAAGUGAUAACAUCCUCAGCACAUGGAUGCUCCAGCCCCAGCGGGCAGCGUUCCAAAAAGAACACGCAAAAAGAAGCCCAAGCAGUAGGAUUGUUGGACCAUAUGCUGUGAUUUGUAGCCUUAUAGUCAUUGUCGACGGUCACACCAAACAAAGUACUGUUUUUUCUCUGUGUGACACGUGACAUGUCAAAGGGUACUCAGACGGCGACGCUGUCAUGAGUUUGCAAACCGG
Volvox carteri f. nagariensis is the source of this 813-nucleotide messenger RNA. RefSeq lists its product as uncharacterized. Bases 13 to 588 code for a protein of 191 amino acids. The record is from RefSeq and is a predicted model, not a curated record. The transcript has 2 exons. NCBI's taxonomy places the organism in Eukaryota, Viridiplantae, Chlorophyta, Chlorophyceae, Chlamydomonadales, Volvocaceae.